CUCCCGACUAAUGACUUCGAAAAUGGAAACAAUGACGACGAAGCGACGGAAUCACGGACGUAACAAAAAAGGCCGUGGGCACGUAAGACCCAUUCGCUGCACAAAUUGUGGUCGCUGUGCACCCAAGGAUAAGGCUAUCAAGAAAUUUGUUGUUCGCAAUAUUGUGGAAGCAGCUGCUGUCCGAGACAUUUCCGAUGCAUCUGCCUAUGAUUCCUAUGCGUUGCCAAAAUUAUAUCACAAGCUGCACUACUGUGUAUCCUGCGCAAUCCACAGUAAAGUAGUGCGCAAUCGUUCACGCGAAGCACGCAAGGACCGCAACCCACCUCCACGUUUCGGUCAGCGCGGCGGCAUUGUUGGGGAUCGUUUUCCGCGACCAGGUGUUCCAAAUCGACAGUGAAUCGGAGUUCUCUCAUAAGAAGCUUAAGAUUCGUUUGUGUUUGUUGUAAUGUUAAUACGAACACUCAAUGAAGAGUUCUUAUUAUUGGACUAAAGAGUUCUUGAUAUGGUCUAUAGUAUAAAAGUUUGGAUAAAUUCUGUUCCGAGAACAUUUGAGUUCCUUCUCACUUUUUGCAUAUUCCUGAGAUAACGC
Messenger RNA from Loa loa (African eye worm), 589 nucleotides. RefSeq lists its product as hypothetical. Gene Ontology annotation, molecular function: mRNA binding; structural constituent of ribosome. The transcript is spliced from 3 exons. The coding region runs from base 11 to 397 and encodes 128 amino acids. Gene Ontology annotation, biological process: translation. Gene Ontology annotation, cellular component: ribosome; cytosolic small ribosomal subunit. NCBI's taxonomy places the organism in Eukaryota, Metazoa, Nematoda, Chromadorea, Rhabditida, Onchocercidae. The record is from RefSeq and is a predicted model, not a curated record.